Messenger RNA from Lachancea dasiensis, 957 nucleotides. The record is from the annotation of a GenBank genome assembly. NCBI's taxonomy places the organism in Eukaryota, Fungi, Ascomycota, Saccharomycetes, Saccharomycetales, Saccharomycetaceae.
AUGGGUAUCGAGCUUAGGGAGACGAUAGCUAGCACGUACGCUAAAAGCAUAGAAAGCGGAGAUGUGCACUUCUUCCAGUCGGACUCCAAGAAAGUUAAGGAUCCUACGACUGGUUCCCAAUAUCUUAUCACGCAUGCGCCUAGUUUGCUGAGAAAACCAGAGAGAGGUGAUGAAGAGGCGGAAAAACGUAACCCUUUCGCAGAACCGGAACCGCAACUUACCGUCAGCGAGGACCUGUACGGGCUGGGCGAGUACAAAUUACUGCUGAACAAGUUUCCCGUUGUUCCAAAGCAUCUGCUUUUAGUGACGCGUCAAUUCAAGCCGCAGACCUCGGCAUUGAGCCCACAGGACCUGCUGACAGCCUACCGUCUGCUCCAGGAUCUGGACGAUGACGACGAAAUGGUUCGCAAUCUGGUUUUUUACAACUGCGGUGCACCCUCAGGCUCUUCGCAAGACCACAAGCAUCUGCAAGUGUUCCAAUGGCCCGAAAAGUUCUUGGCAUUCCAGGACCGUCUGUGCAGCGGGAAAGAGCACUUCAUCCCUGACAUGCGGUCUGAACCCCUCCAAGACCCCAAGCUCUCCUUUGCCCACUUUGUCGUUCCCCUGCCUGAGGAUCCAGACACCGUGGACGAAGAAUUACUGGCGAUGACCUUUGUGUCGCUGCUGCAGAGAACCCUCACAUUCUUCCAGGAUUGGUCGAACGAGGCACCCAAGCUGGAAACCGGCUACAACGUUUUGAUGACACGUCAAUGGCUGUGCCUGGUGCCACGCUCGCGGUCCAAGAGUGCCGAAUUGGACAUCGGUUUCAACGCUACUGGCUAUGCGGGUCUCGUGCUCGUUAAGCACGAAGACGUCUGGGGUAAAAUUCUACAAGAGCCUCACAUAGUGGACCGCCUAAUGCUCGAAUGCGGUUUUCCAAACACAUCGGGGCAAUCCAGUGUCGAAUAUGAUUAUUGA